Ceraceosorus bombacis is the source of this 3071-nucleotide messenger RNA. The record is from the annotation of a GenBank genome assembly. NCBI's taxonomy places the organism in Eukaryota, Fungi, Basidiomycota, Exobasidiomycetes, Ceraceosorales, Ceraceosoraceae.
AUGCCGAUGACGUUGGAUAUCGAGCGCAAGCUCUUUGCGCGAUCCGAUCGGGUCAAAUCUGUCGACUUUCACCCCACCGAGCCAUGGGUCGUGACAGGUCUGUACAGCGGAGCAGUGCACAUUCAUAAUUACACUACAGGUAGCAUAGUCAAGACUUUUGAAGUUGCCGAAGUGCCAGUCCGUUGCGUACGCUUCAUAGCUCGCAAGAGCUGGUUCAUUGCUGGAUCGGACGACUUCCAGCUCAGAGUCUUCAAUUACAACACGCACGAAAAGGUGACGAGCUUCGAAGCGCACCCGGACUAUAUCAGGAGCUUGGCAGUGCAUCCUACUGGACCUUAUGUCCUGACAGGAAGCGACGAUAUGACCAUCCGGAUGUGGGACUGGGAAAAGGGUUGGAGGCACGUUCAGGUGAGCGGAGAGUGGUGGUGUCAAGAGACGCGCGUAUGCUAAAAUCGACGCAUGCCGAAACGUUUGUGCAGACUUUUGAGGGACAUGCGCACUACAUCAUGGCGUUGGCUUUCAAUCCCAAGGACAGCAACAGCUUUGCAUCUGCUUGCUUGGACCACACGGUCAAGUUCUGGACGCUGGGUUCCAGCACUGCCAACUUCACAUUAGAGGCGCAUGCCCGCGGCGUCAACUACGUCGACUACUACCACGGAGGUGACAAACCAUACGUGAUCACAGUCAGCGACGACAGGACGGUCAAAAUUUGGGACUACAUUUCCAAAUCUUGCGUUCAGACGCUCGAGGGUCACGUGUCCAACGUCUCCUUUGCCGUUUUUCACCCCUCCCUGCCGCUGAUCGUGUCCGGUUCGGAAGAUGGGACUGUCAAACUCUGGCACAGCAAUACGUACCGGCUCGAGACUACGUUGGACUACGGCUUGGAACGCGUUUGGUCCAUCGCUUACAAGAAGACGGGCAAUGAUGUUGCACUGGGCUACGACGAAGGCGUCGUCGUCGUCAAGCUCGGCAAGGAGGAGCCGAGCGUCAGCAUGGACGGUAGUGGCAAGGUUGUCUGGGUCAAAGGCGCUGAUGUGCUGAGCGCCAAUUUGGGCACCAAUGACUGUGAGUUGUAAUCCCAGUCAGACCCGUCGCUACGUCGCGCUCACUGCUUUCCGUUCGCAUGUGGGUAGAUGCCGACGUGACGGACGGUCAACGCAUCGCGGCCGGAUCUCGCGAGAUGGGCACUACCGAAGUCUACGCGCAGCUGAUGCUGCACUCUCCGAACGGCAGAUUUGUGACUGUCUGCGGUGAUGGCGAGUACAUCAUCUACACUGCUUUGGCCUGGCGCAACAAGGCGUUUGGCUCUGGCUUGGGAUUCGCUUGGUCGCACGACAGCAACACGUACGCCGUUAGGGAGAGCAGCACCUCGCUAAAGGUAUUCAGAAAUUUCAAGGAGAGACCUGGACUCAUCAGUCCUGGAUACUCAUUUGAGGAUGUCAAAGGCGGGGCUCUUCUGGGAUUGCUGGGCAAUGGAUUUGUGUGCUUCUACGACUGGGACACUGGCGCGCUGGUCAGGCGCAUUGACGUCGAUGCGAAGAACGUGAGUCAUUACAUGUGUACUUUCAGGCGCUUGCGUGAGCUAACACGAGGCGAGCUUCCGCGUGCAAUCAGCUCUACUGGUCCACCACCAAUGAGCUCGUCGCCAUUGCUGGCGAAGAGUCAUUCUACGUUCUUCGGUUCGAUCGUGAGCCUUAUCAGACGUACCUCGAUUCCGGCGCUCCUGUCGAGGAUGAUGGCGUAGAGGAUGCGUUUGAUGUCAUCACCGAGAUUCCCGAAGUGUGAGCGUACCAUACUCAGGGUGGCCUCACUAAUCGACAGACACUGAUUCUUGCUCUCCUGAUCGGCGAUGCAGCAUUCGCACGGCCAAAUGGACUGGCGAAUGCUUGCUGUAUACCAAUGGCCAAAACCGCAUCCAAUACUUGGUCGGCGAGCACACUUACACCAUCAACCAUUCUGACCAGUGAGUGUUUCUGCGACCAGAUGCAUCAGCAAAGACGUGCACUGACAUUUCGACGAGCGCGUCUGAGCGCAGAGAGCUCUACUUGCUCGGCUACCUGCCCCAACAUGGACGGGUGUAUCUUGUGGACAAGGAUGUCAACUUCUUUAGCUACGCCUUGUCAUUGGCCGUCGUGGAGUAUCAGACCGCUAUUUUGCGACAGGACCUUGAUGGAGCUAAGGAGAUCCUUGAGAGGGUACCCUCUGAGCAACGCAACCGCAUUGCUCGCUUCUUGGAAGCUCAAGGUGAGAUGUCCGUCUUACGCACGGGACAUUGGGAGGGGUGAUAUCUGACCUUGUUAGCCCGUCUUGCCCAUCUAGAAUUGCGUCAACUGGCCUUGGAAGUCUCCACAGAUCCAGAUCAUCGAUUCGACCUGGCAGUAGCACUGGACGACUUUGAGACUGCGCUCGAUAUUGCGCGAACCGGACCUGCUGCGGGCUCAGAGCCUCGUUGGCGGACCAUUGGCGACAAGGCCUUGGCUCGUUGGAACGUGACUCUCGCAAGGGAAUGUUUCGAAAAAGCAAACGAUUUCAGCUCACUGUUGCUGUUGGACACUUCGACUGGCAACAGGCAAGGACUGCAGACGCUGGCGUCGGAUGCGAGGGGAAAGGGAAGCAGCAACAUUGCGUUUGCCGCUUUGCUAUCUGUUGGGGAUGCGCAAGGGUGUGUGGACAUUCUGGAAGAGACGGGAAGGUCGGCUGAAGCGGCGCUGUUUGCGAGAACGUAUGCGCCCAGCAAGGUUCAUGCUUCUGUCAAUAGCUGGAGAGCUGAGCUGAAUGCGACCAAGAGGACCAAGCAGAGCGCUAUUGCCGCUUCCCUAGCAGAUCCCGUCUCCAAUCCGGAAGCUUUUGAAGAGGGCUGGGAAGCUGCGCUUGCCAAAGGUGAGCGAUCAUUGCUUGCCGAGUCUAGGUAUGCCAUCUGUGAUGCUGACAAGAUUCACCCUUGCGCCGUCGCUUUCGUAGAGGAAGAGCUGCUCGCGGCCCUUCCUUUCAGAAGAGCAACGGAGGCGGAGCCCCCAGUAGUCGUGCCUGCGCAGGUCGCCUCUACGAACGGGCCCAACGGGGUCGUGUAG